Molecule: messenger RNA, 726 nt
Organism: Erythranthe guttata (spotted monkey flower)
Lineage: Eukaryota; Viridiplantae; Streptophyta; Magnoliopsida; Lamiales; Phrymaceae
Product: zinc finger protein ZAT5
Source: RefSeq, a predicted model, not a curated record
GGUUUCAUCUCCGGCUACUUCGUCUAGUGUAAUAUCCACCAGCACUGAAGAAGACGAGGACAUGGCCAACUGUUUGAUCCUUCUUGCUCAGGGCGGCGGCGGCGGCGGCACCGAGGGAAAGUUCAGCAGCCGGAGAUUCCCGGAAAUGACGGCGGCCACGGCGGCGGAAGGGAAAGUUGGCGUCUACGUUUACGAGUGCAAGACUUGCAGCAGAACAUUCCCUUCGUUUCAAGCGUUGGGUGGCCACCGCGCAAGCCACAAGAAACCCAAACCCUCCGCCGCCGCCGCAGACGUUGAUCGGAAAAGGCCACCACCACCGGCGGCGGCGCCGAUUGAUCAAACAGCGGAAUAUGCUCCGGCGGCACCUUCAACGCAGUUUCCGAAAACUCACGAGUGCUCUAUAUGCGGGUCGGAGUUUGCGUCGGGGCAAGCAUUGGGCGGCCAUAUGAGAAGACACCGGUCUGCUGCAACUAACACCAACACGACGUCGUCUGAUAUUAUUGAUGCCGGAGAAAAGACCAGAAACAUGUUGGAGUUGGAUCUCAACCUGCCGGCGCCGCCGGAAGAUGACCGCCGGGAAAUGAAGUUCCACCGGUUCACACCCAACAAGCAGCCGCGUCUUGUCUUCUCCACGGCGGCGCUGGUGGAUUGCCACUACUAAUUAAUUAAGCGAUAAGGGUUGACAAAGAUUCAUAAUUGAUCAAAUGUUAAUAAUUAUUUGGUUAA